AUUGGGAGAUUUAUUUGAGUCACCGUUUUGCCUUGUUUACAUUUAAUGUAAUUUGUGCCAGAUAAAUCUCAUUUGAUUUUACUCAAGUCAAGUGGCACGAUGUGCUUUUGUUGUUCACUUAGUCUGCAGUUUGUGCGCGCUAUAGUUUAGUUAUAUUAUCCAAUAAGCAAGCAAUUAACCCACUAAAAUGUCUGAUCGUCGUGGCACAAAAGUUGGAACUGGUACGAAGGCUUUGGAGUACUGGUGCCGAGUUGUGACCCAUGGAUAUAAUGGGGUCAAGGUGGAGAACAUGACCACUUCCUGGCGAAAUGGACUUGCCUUUUGCGCCAUAAUACACCACUUUCGGCCUGACCUUAUAGACUUUGACCGACUUAAAGCAGACGAUAUCUAUGAGAACAACGAUUUGGCCUUUACAACGGCCGAGAAAUAUUUGGGAAUUCCCGCACUGCUCGAUGCAGCUGACAUGGUUUCGUAUGAAGUACCUGAUAGACUCUCCAUACUAACGUAUUUAUCCCAGUUUUACAAGGUGCUCGGCAAGAGCCUGAAGCACCCGAAGCCAGAGGAGCCGCUUGGCGAAGAGAGUGAGCCACCGCAAAAAGUGAUGCACAUUGUUGGAAUGCCCCGCCGUGAUAAGUGCCAGAAAUGCGAGCUUCCGGUUUUUCUCGCCGAAAGGGUCCUCGUCGGAAAACGGGCUUAUCAUCGCACAUGCUUGAAAUGUGCAAGAUGUUCUUCAUUACUCACACCCGGGAGUUUUUAUGAAACGGAGGUCAAUAAUAUAUACUGUUGCGAGACUUGCCCCGAUGAAGAAAGUGAACCGGAAUCUGACAUUUUAAAGUUAAAGACAACCACUACUGAUUCUCCGAAUGAUAAACAAAUGGUGGCACAAAGUUCUGAUUACUCUGAAGCUGAAGAUAAACAAGAAGACCUGGAAGAUAACGAUAUACGUACUACUGAUAAGCCUGAAAACAUCCAACCGCCGUCCAACGAAGAUGAACAAAAUAAUGAACUAACUAUUAAUCCGGUAAAGCCUAUAUUAACAGAAGAACCUAAAAUCUCUUCUAUUCCACUAGACGAAGAAGAUGGUGGCCUUAUUGAACAAAAUAAUGAAUCAACAACUCCUGUGAAACCCGCUAUACCAGAGAAACCAAAAGUCCCUACUCUUUCACUAGACGAAGAACAACAUGCUGGCUUUGAACAAAACAAUGACUUGGCGGUUAGUCCGGAAAAGAACAUUCCAAAAGAGAAACUUAAGAUUUCAUCGGUCUCAAUAUAUCUUGAAGUUGACCGCCUUGGUGGUGAUGCAAUACAUCCGGAUAAUUUAGAUAAACAAGAAGCUAUUAGUUUGAACAAUACAUUAGAUUCACUCAUUCCAGAAUCACAGGAAGCACCGAUUCCUGAAAAUAACACUCAAGUAGCCAUUAAACCAGAAGACAAUAUAAGCCCGCGUACAGAAAAUAAAAUUUUCUCAAACACAGAAAGCUGCUCUAAGCAGGAAGGUGAUAUUACAAAACAAAUGGAUCUCGAGUCUCCCAAGGACAAGGUAAUUGAGACAAAAGCAUCUGAAACUGACUAUCCAGAGGAUCUAAAUCCCUUUAAAGAUGAUGACUCAUCUAAAGGUGCAAACCCAUUCGACAGCUCUGAUGAUGAAGUGGAGCUUCUUAAAGCCAUUCCAGCCCAACAAAGCAAAGGAAAAGUUGUACCGCCCCGUCCACCGCCACCUAAAAUUGGCCUAUCAUCCAUCUCCAAGCCGUCAGAGAAACCACAUUCCAGCCCUACACUUUCGCAAGGGAAAAAAAUGCCGAUGCCAACACCGAGAAUAUCUAUAUCAAAACCCCAGACUCCAGCAAAACCGCUUCAAGACCAGAAAAGUAGUAUUUCCUCUUCGUCUUCGGAGCAUUUUAAUAGCAUGAGAACGUUCGAUCGUGGAGCAGAUGACCGUGGCUCAAGCAUCUCCUUGCCAUCUGCAAAUGGACCUCGCAAGCCACUUCGCGCCUCAGUGGGGAGUCCGCUUCGAAGCGAAGAAUCGAGUCCCACCACCAGUCUUAGCUCUAUUACCUCUCCGAUGCGGAAGAAGCGCCAGGCACCUUUGCCCCCAAUACAGACGGACUUUGAGAGUGAUCCUGGAUUUUCAAAGUUAUCCGACGAACAAAAGGCAUUGUUGCACACUCAGCUUAAGGCCCCAAGUCUGGGUGAUUCAACCAGAAGACUAAUACCACUUGACCAGAGUCUGCUAUCCGAUGAGGCAACCGAGUCGAGUAACUACGACGAGAGCUUAAGUACAUCCAAUGCCGACGAGGAGGUAAAUGUGGUAUACCGACGCAUUUUGGUGCCGCCAACUCAGCCCGAAAACACUAUUGAACAUAGCAAGGAGGAUCAAAAGUCGCCUAUCGUGUAUAACGACUUCGAUAGAAACGUAAGCCCAUUGGGGCACAAUAAAUCCACUCAUGGGAAAUGGAAGAGGCGAAAGGGACCAGCACCAGCGGUUCCAAUACCACCGCGCAAAGUCUUACAAAGGCUGCCGCUGCAAGAAAUUCGCCACGAGUUCGAAAUUAUUGCCGUACAACAGCUGGGUCUGGAGAAACAAGGAGUUAUUCUGGAGAAAAUGAUCAGGGAUCGCUGUGAGCGUUCCUUAGAUGCCACCGAAGCUGAUGGUCCCGAAUCAGCAGAAGUGCUAACCAACUCAAAGGAAGUGGAAGAUCUUAUAUUGCAACUGUUCGAGCUGGUCAACGAGAAAAACGAAUUGUUUCGCAGACAAGCGGAGCUGAUGUACCUUCGACGUCAGCAUCGCCUGGAGCAGGAGCAGGCGGACAUAGAGCAUGAGAUACGAGUAUUAAUGGGGCAACCGGAGCACAACAAAACCGAUUCGGAUAAAGCCCAUGAGGAAGUAUUAAUCAAUCGCCUUGUGAAGGUGGUUGAAAUGCGUAACGAAGUAAUUGAUAGCCUAGAGACUGACCGAGUUCGCGAGGCGCGAGAGGAUAUGAGCAUCAAGAAUCGACUUCAUAUCUACAAUUCUGAGCGCGAGGAACCACCAGCACAUCCGAGAAGCGCUGACAAAUCAUCCAAAAAGCUGUCCAAAAAGGAACGAAAAAAACUUAAGGAGGAAAAUAAGCUGGGCAAGGGCAAAAAGUCGGACCUCGACAAGGACGUCGAUGAGUCCGAACAGGCACCAGCUUUGGAAAAGGUUAAAAAGAAGCGAAACUUGUUCUUUAUGAAAAUGUAGUAGUAGUAGGUGGAGUUGAUGUUUUUUUGCGUCGAACAAUUGAAAUUUAUUUUAUAUAAAUUUGUAACCCUAUUCUAUUGCCAUACGUGAGCAUUUCAAUAAAUAAAGUAUAUAUUUUCCUUUA
Molecule: messenger RNA, 3344 nt
Organism: Drosophila sechellia
Lineage: Eukaryota; Metazoa; Arthropoda; Insecta; Diptera; Drosophilidae
Gene: MICAL-like
Product: MICAL-like protein
Exons: 1
Coding region: 188-3220 (1010 amino acids)
Molecular function (GO): protein binding
Source: RefSeq, a predicted model, not a curated record